AUGACUGCUGGUUUAAAGAAUGUUAUUGUUGUCGGCGGCUCAUUCGUUGGGCUUGCUGCUGUCAAAGAAAUCGCUGCACUUCUCCCAGUCACUCAUCGAGUCCUGUUGAUAGAGCCGCAUAGCCACUUCCAUCAUCUAUUCGCCUUUCCUCGGUUCGCCAUUGUCCCAGAAUAUGAACACAAAGCCUUCAUUCCUUACAACGGCUUUUUCUCUACUCUACCGAAUAGUGCAAACCACGCCAUAGUGAAUGCCAGAGUAGUCUCUCUGCAAAAGAACCAAAUCACAAUUGACCGACCAUGGCAGGGCUCAACAGAAAUUCCAUUCGACUAUGCCGUUGUCGCAACUGGAACUCGACUUCAGGCUCCGAGUAACAUGCAGCAUGACGACAAGAAGACUUCUGUCAAUUACUUCAAGACAUAUCAGCAGGGUAUCAAGAAUGCCAAGUCGAUCGUCAUUGUUGGUGGUGGAGCGGUGGGCGUGCAAAUGGCUACUGAUCUGGGAGAGGUUUAUCCCGAGAAGAAGGUUACCUUGGUUCACUCGAGAGAUCGACUCAUGCAGCUCUAUCACCCCAAGAUGGAUGCCAUCAUCCGUGACCGACUACAAGAGCUUGGCGUAGACGUCAUCACUGGCACACGUGCCUCUAUCCCUCAAGAAGGCUUCCCAACAGACGGUUCAAAGUUUGAGCUGGAGUUGAAGGACGGCCGCAAGAUACAAACAAACCUCGUCAUCCCAGCAACUGGACAAACCCCCAACAGCCAGUUCCUUCAAAAUCUGCAACCCACUCCUGGACACAAGAUUCUCAAUGAGGCCAACGGCUUUAUCAAAGUCUCACCAACCCUACAGUUCGCUGAUCCAGCUUACUCAAAUCUGUAUGCGUGCGGCGAUAUUGCCGACAGCGGAGCCCACAAAGCAGCACGACCAGGAGCAGCACAAGCACAUGUGGUGGCGCAAAACAUCGCAGCUGUGGUUCAGGAUGGAAAGCCUACGAAUGAGAUUACAGUCGAUCCUCCAGCCAUCCAUCUUUCGCUUGGAUUGACCAAGAAUAUGGUGUUUAGAAAUCCUCCAAAGGGGCAGACUGAGCCGAUAAUUAUGUGGAGAGAUGAUGGCGCGAGGGACAUGAAGAUCGACGGUGUUUGGGAGAGAAGGGGCACGAGAGUUACCCGACCUGAUGAUUACCACCUAUGA
Fusarium pseudograminearum CS3096 is the source of this 1185-nucleotide messenger RNA. RefSeq lists its product as uncharacterized. The record is from RefSeq and is a predicted model, not a curated record. Gene Ontology annotation, cellular component: cytoplasm. The transcript is spliced from 7 exons. Gene Ontology annotation, molecular function: flavin adenine dinucleotide binding; electron-transferring-flavoprotein dehydrogenase activity. Bases 1 to 1185 code for a protein of 394 amino acids. NCBI's taxonomy places the organism in Eukaryota, Fungi, Ascomycota, Sordariomycetes, Hypocreales, Nectriaceae.